AUGAAAUGUUUAUAAUUGUUAUAUAACCUUAACGUCAAUAUAAUUUUCAUUAUCAAAUUAUCAUAUACGCAUGUGAUAAAUCUAAUACGAGAGUUCGACGUUACAGCACAGUAUACAAUCGAAAAAUAAUUAUUACUUUAAAUAAUUAUGGCAAAGACAAUUGUGAAUGAUUUGAUACAAAUUUUUAAAAGCGGUGUAACGGCAGUCUUGCCUGAGAAUAUCAUAAAAAAAUGUUUAAAUUACAGUCCUAUAACACAAAAUCUAAAAGUUUGCGAAGAAAAUUAUGACUUAAAAAACAAAAAAGUUUACGUAAUCGGAACUGGAAAAGCUGCACAAAAUAUGGCUAUUGAAGUUGAGAAAUUAAUAGGAAGCAAAAUCACAGAAGGAAUAAUUAGUAUACCCAAAGGAAGCUUAAAUAAGAAUUUAAUUGAAACAAAUAUAUCUUAUUAUGAGGGUGCCAAAGAUAAUUUACCAGAUAAAGAAGCUAUGAUUACAGCUAAAAAAAUUUACCAUCUUAUAACAAAUCUAGGAAAAGAUGGUUUCCUUUUGGUCUUAAUAUCAGGAGGUGGCUCGGCUUUACUACCUUUGCCAAUAGAACCAAUAAAGCUAAGUGAAAAAACUACAUUAAUUAAACAAUUAGCACAUUCAGGUGCAGAUAUAAAAGAGUUAAAUACUGUUAGAAAAAGAAUAUCUGCUCUAAAAGGAGGACAAUUAGCUUUAAAAAGUAAAGCAAACAAAACUGUUGCACUAAUACUAUCAGAUAUAGUUGGAGAUCCAUUAGACUUAAUUGCUAGUGGUCCUACAACAGAGAAUACAGAUAAUCCAGAAGAUGCUUUAAAUAUUAUUAAGAAAUACAAUUUAUAUGAUAAUCUCCCACAAUCUAUAAUUACAGUGCUAGAUAAGAAUAAUCAACAACAUUUUCCAAAAGAAAUAGUUAAUAACUUUAUCAUUGGUUCAAAUAAAUUGACCACAGAAGCAGCUGCUAAUAAAGCUAAAGCACUUAGUUAUUUUCCUAUUCAAUUAUCAAAUAUUGUAACUGGUAAUGUCAAAGAAAUUGCACUCGAAUAUGCAAAUUUAACAAAAGUAUUUUGUGACUUUUUAAGUAACAAAAUUAAUGCAGCAACAUUAAGAGACAUCAUAGACAACUUAAGUAUACCAGGACUUAAUUCACAUUUCAUAGAUUCUCUUGAAAGUAUAAAAGAGAAGGAUAUCUGUUUGAUAUUUGGUGGUGAAAUUACUGUAGAAGUAAAAGGAACAGGGUUAGGUGGAAGAAAUCAACAAUUAGCUUUAGAAUACUCUUAUUAUUUGAAUGAUAUAAAAGAUGAACUAAACAAUUAUAAUAUUUACUUUCUAAGUGCAGGAACUGAUGGUAUUGAUGGACCUACAGAUGCAGCUGGAGGUAUUGGCUAUCUUGAUUUGAUAUCAGAUUGUAAAAAUGAACAACUAGAUGUUAAUUCAUAUUUGAAUAAUAAUGACUCAUAUAACUUUUAUAAGAAGUUUAAAAAUGGUUCCCUUCAUGUAAUAACAGGUCAUACAAACACUAAUGUGAUGGAUAUUCAUUUAAUAUGCAUUAAAAGACAAUAAUAAUUAUUAGAAAUAUUUUUCUA
Messenger RNA from Papilio xuthus (Asian swallowtail), 1607 nucleotides. RefSeq names its product glycerate kinase. NCBI's taxonomy places the organism in Eukaryota, Metazoa, Arthropoda, Insecta, Lepidoptera, Papilionidae. Gene Ontology annotation, molecular function: glycerate kinase activity. Gene Ontology annotation, biological process: protein phosphorylation. The coding region runs from base 148 to 1584 and encodes 478 amino acids. The transcript has a single exon. Gene Ontology annotation, cellular component: cytoplasm. The record is from RefSeq and is a predicted model, not a curated record.